GAAACCUGAAUAUUGGAUAAACCCCACAGUGAGCGAACUUCAUUGCACUUUCAGCCCCACCGUCAAUACUUUCUCUCCGAUUCCCGAGAAAACUCUCUUAAUCCGCCACGAGAUUCUCCAUCAAUCCUUGUUCGGAGGUUCUUUUUGCUCUUUUUACCGUCAUCUGCGAUUCUCUCAUGGCGGGGGAGAUUUCGAAUGAGACGGAGAAGUCGCUGGCGUCAGCGACGGCGUUCCCAGGGUUUAAGUUCUCGCCGACGGACACGGAGCUGAUCUCGUACUACCUGAAGCGGAAGAUCGACGGCAUGGAGAGGUGCGUCGAGGUGAUUACCGAAGUCGAUAUUUACAACUUCGAGCCGUGGGAUUUACCUGACAAGUCCAUUGUUAAAGCUGAAACCGAAUGGUUCUUCUUCUACACCCGUGGGAGGAAGUAUCCCCAUGGUUCACAGAACAAGAGGACAACACAGAAGGGAUUCUGGAAAGCCACCGGGAAAGAACGUAACGUGAAGUCGGGUGCUGAAGUGAUUGGCACAAAGAGGACGCUAGUAUUCUAUGUUGGCCGUGCGCCUAAAGGUGAAAGAACGGAAUGGAUUAUUCAUGAGUACUGCAUGAAGGGAGUACCGCCGGAUGCUCUGGUUGUUUGCCGGCUGAGGAGAAAUACUGAAUUCCAAGCUUCUUCGAGUGAAAAAACGGUAGAGCAGAGUCUACCAACCGACAAACUUGCUACUGUACAAAAUGGAUCUAGCUCAGAGAACAUUUCUGAGUGGGAAAACAUGAUUGAUUAUUACUUAUCGUCCGAAGCUGGGCAGGAACCAAUCAAUGAUAUUACGGAAUCAGCAGGGCAGGAACCAAUCGAUGAUAUUACGGAAUCAGCGCAAGAUCAGGCACCCAUCGACGAAGAUUUCUACGCAGAGAUCCUGAGAGACGACAUCGUGAAACUAGACGAGGCAGUGAUCCAAGGAAAACCUGAAACCGAAAUCCCGAGGAUGCAAACGGAGGCAACGGCAUCAAGGGUACUCCCGUUGCCAAACAUCUUAGACGAAGAAAUGAAAACGGUUGUACAAGAAGAGUUGGCCCCCAAAACGCAAGGAAGCCCAGAGCACGAGCGAUUGUCGAAAUGCUUGUUGGGUUCAGUAAAGACGGUGAACCGUAAUCGCUGGUUCAGUGGCAUAGCCGUGGUGGCUGUUGUGGUUAUGUUCAUUAACCACUUGGCGUGGGGGGGCGAUGACUAACUGAGCGUUGGUUCUUCUACUCUCCCGUUUUAGUUCUCCAAGCAUAUAUUCCUUCCAGGAUGGAUGUGGAUGCUGUAGUGUUUUGUUAGGUCCCUUCCUUUUGUCUCCUUUUUCUUUCCUUAAAAUCCUUGUAACAUAUCUCUGUAAAGAUGCAGUGGAGAUUAAAACACUGUGUCAGAGCGACUUUCUAUUUUUAUAUUAAUGAUUUAGGACUUUUAAAAAAAAUUAUAUUAAUU
Tarenaya hassleriana is the source of this 1465-nucleotide messenger RNA. Its product is annotated as NAC domain-containing protein 60-like. Bases 177 to 1229 code for a protein of 350 amino acids. Gene Ontology annotation, biological process: regulation of DNA-templated transcription. Gene Ontology annotation, molecular function: DNA binding. The record is from RefSeq and is a predicted model, not a curated record. The transcript is spliced from 4 exons. NCBI's taxonomy places the organism in Eukaryota, Viridiplantae, Streptophyta, Magnoliopsida, Brassicales, Cleomaceae.